AUGCUCACCGGCGUUCUGUUUCGAGAUAUUGAUUGGGUGUUGGGUAUGGGUGUUUGCAGGUGGGCCUACUUUAUUCCCGGCUCUGAUGUCAGUGGACAUGCACCGUUCUUGUGUGGAUUUGAGCGUCGUGGCAUGUGGUGGCUCUUUGUCAGACGCAUCAACGGCUGGUGUUGUCACCAGGAGCAGAGCGGUGUUACCAUUAUUGACAUCGUAUUUAAGUGGAUGGCUGAAAUAGAUUUGGAAGUAAUUGUAUAUGUGUUGUCAACAUGGUAUCAUAUCACUUUGUGGAAUGGUAUGGAGGAGGUCGCCAUCACCACCGGCGAAGAGGAUGCGGACGUCCUCCUUCAUAUCGAGGUUGUACUACCAUCAAAAUGCUCAAUCCCAUGGAGACUGCCAAGUUCCGCCUCAUCAUGA
Molecule: messenger RNA, 414 nt
Organism: Triticum turgidum subsp. durum (durum wheat)
Lineage: Eukaryota; Viridiplantae; Streptophyta; Magnoliopsida; Poales; Poaceae
Source: the annotation of a GenBank genome assembly